This is a messenger RNA of Strongylocentrotus purpuratus (purple sea urchin), 1935 nucleotides long. Its product is annotated as C-type lectin domain family 17, member A. The transcript is spliced from 3 exons. The record is from RefSeq and is a predicted model, not a curated record. The coding region runs from base 619 to 1218 and encodes 199 amino acids. Lineage: Eukaryota; Metazoa; Echinodermata; Echinoidea; Camarodonta; Strongylocentrotidae.
UAUCUCUUUCUUGUUGGUCUUUUUUUUUUUCGUUCCUACUUUCUUUUGAAUUCGUUAUUGCUUUCCCCCAAUCGUCUCUCCAUCCCUUCUAUUUAAUCGUGCUUCAUAAUAUGUAAUCUCUUUGUUUUGUUUUAAAUUGUUGUAUUCGCACCUUCCCCCUCUUUUCGAUCUCUCUCUCUCUCUCUUUCUCUCUGUCUCUCUCAAUCUAUAUUUUUCUACCCACCCUCUAUAUAUUUCUUUACCUGUCCUUCUGGUGUCACUUUAAUGAUGAGUGAUGGUGCGAGAACGGAUCUAUUAUUGAAUUAGUAGAUAUUAAUGUUCGUGCCUUUCCAUCACCCCGCGUCCCAGCCUUAGAAAUAUCAAUAAAUCAAAUAACGCUGAAAAAUCAGUAAUUCUUCCAAUCAAUAUUCAUAACGCAUAUAAUCCGGUGGCGCGAUCCUGAAGGUAAACAUAGCCAUUUAUAUCGUAAUCGAGAAAAGGAUGGUGUAAAGUGAUUAAAUAAAACCCUCUGAUCUUCCUCCCGGUUAUAAAACCGUGAAACAUCGAAGCAUUUGACAUCACAACGAUUGAGCCCUUCAACGUCUUAUACAGCAUUUCUCUCAGGACAGAUACGUCACUAUGCUUUGGGGAACAAUCACCGUCGCGGUUGUGCUGUUGGCGAACUGUGACAUCGCCCUCUCUCGAACGGAAACUGUCAACAAAGAAGCGGCCUCGGCACUCUUCUCUUUGGUGGAAUCGUGCGGAGCUUACAACUGCCCCGCUGACUGGCCCAACCGAAUCCUAAGUCUAGGUCAGACGUCAUGCUACAUCUACUCACCCAAAAAGGCCUCAUGGGCCAAGGCUAAGGAAGAGUGCCAGGCUCUUGGGGGACAUCUGGUCCAGUUCGACUCUGAGAGCGAGCUCGAAGUUGUCCGCAGCUUCCUGACUGCGCACUACAACUUCGCCGCCUCGGGGUCGCUCUCGUGGAUGUGGACCGGUCUGAAUGACCAGGCGGAGGAAGGGACGUACCGCUGGACCGAUGUCGAUGGUCUAGUCCUCGCCGAUAACACCAUGUGGGACCAGGACCAGCCUGACGAUGACCAUCGUUUGACCAACAUGUGGAGCGGCGAAGACUGUGUCUUGUUCAAUGGGGUCAAGAUGAAUGACGAAGUAUGUGGUGAUAGUUAUCCCUACAUCUGUGAACACAACCCAUCCACAUCACCUGACACUCCCGUAUAAAUCACGUGUGCAAAUCAUAUAACCUCUGACCUUUUGAAUAAUUCAUUGAUGAUACAGUUAUAAUCAGCAAUUAUUCUCACCCAUCUUGUAAUUUCACAAGAUAACCGUUUUAUCUGCCUUUCUAUGUAUCAGGUUCAAUAGCGCACCUUUCAUUUAUCGCUUUAGUAAUUUUGUACUAUUGCCCGAAACAGCCCCUUUGCAUUUUCGCUAAAAAUGGCCCUUCCUGCUAUCUUCCAAUUUGGCCCCUUUUCACUAUUGGCCCAAAUAUCUGUUUUGAACUAUUGUCUGAAGUAGCCCUUUGUCACUAUCGCCCAUAAAAGCCCUUUCCCAUGCACUGUUGGUCCAAAUUAACCUUUUCCAUAUAAUGCCUGAAUAGUAGUUUUGUGCUAUUGCAUGUCAAGUCUCGAUGAUGGAAAAGGUAUUCUUCUUCGUGAUGUAUAAUCUAAUUAUUUGGCUUUGUCAUUUUGUCUUUAAACUAGUUGAUUGAAAAUCAAAGCUACGUUACCGACACUAUUGCAUGUUUCAUCAAAUAAUUAUAUUAGGUUAUUAUAUUAAUUAGUGCUUCGAUAAGACCAAAUGUGUAGGACGAUAUCAUUUUUGAUGCCGAGAUUUAUGUUGAGAACUUCAUAAAGCUCAUACGAUACAAAAUGACAAAUUACCUUAACAAAUAUGGAAAGUUAUAAUCAUUGAUAUUGAUGAUGAUGAUAAUAAUAAACG